UAAAUACUUGGGUUGAGUAAACCAACGGAAUAAGAUAACAUUUUUGCUUUAAUUUUGGAUCAUUUGGAUAACCAUGAGUGGUGGAUGUCCAUACUUCGAGAAAAGGCACUUGCUAUUCAAGAGCAAGCUGCAUCUAGAAGAGGAAGAGGAAGAUGACUCUCAAGAAGGAAUCAACAAGGCCAGCAAAGGUGGCAUCAUCUAUGGUGACUACCUUCAGCUUGACAAAGUCGUGACGGCCCAAGUUCUUCAGAGUGAACUGAAGGGGAACAAAAUCCACGAUGAGCAUCUUUUCAUUGUCACACAUCAAGCUUAUGAACUCUGGUUCAAGCAGAUUCUAUGGGAACUGGAUUCAGUGCGAGAGAUUUUCAUCAGUGGACAUGUUCGCGAUGAACGUAACAUGCUGAAGGUCAACACCCGCAUACACAGGAUUGUUAUGAUCUUCAGGCUGCUGGUCGACCAGUUCGCCGUACUCGAGACGAUGACCGCCUUGGACUUCUAUGACUUCAGAGAGUACCUGUCCCCUGCCUCCGGGUUCCAAAGUCUCCAGUUCCGUCUGUUGGAGAACAAGAUCGGGGUCCUUGACAACCUGAGAGUCCCCUACAACAGGCGCCACUACAGGGACAACUUCAAAGGACAUGAGAGUGAGAUGCUGCUUAGAUCUGAGAAGGAGCCUUGUCUGCUGAAAUUGGUGGAGAAAUGGCUGGAAAGAACCCCAGGUCUUGAAGAGGAUGGGUUUAACUUUUGGGUUAAACUGGAAGCCAACAUCUUUGAAGGAUUGAGUCUUGAAAAAAGUAAAAUAGAGAAAAUGCAAGACUCUGAGGAGAAGGAGGAGAUGAUGGAAGAGAUGACAAAACAAAAAGAGCUAUUUACUUCUCUGUUUGAUGUCAAAAGACAUGAGCAUCUUUUGGGCAAAGGUGAGAGACGGAUCUCCUACAAAGCUCUCCAAGGAGCUCUGAUGAUCUACUUCUACAGGGAGGAGCCCAGGUUCCAGGUUCCCUUCCAACUCCUGUCCAACCUGAUGGACAUUGAUACCCUCAUGACAAAAUGGAGAUACAACCAUGUGUGCAUGGUGCACAGAAUGAUUGGCAGCAAAGCAGGCACUGGAGGCUCAUCUGGCUACCACUACCUCCGCUCUACUGUCAGUGAUCGCUACAAAGUCUUUGUGGAUCUCUUCAACCUGGCCAUGUUUUUGAUACCUCGGCAUUGGGUGCCUAAACUAGACCCCAACGAGCACACCUUUCUGUUCACCGCAGAGUACUGUGACAGCUCCUACUGCAGUAGUGAGGAUUCAGACUCGGACACUGUCUCAACUGUCUGAAGUGGUCGGUGCAGACUGAGGAAAGGUGCCAAUGAGAGGAAGCCCCUUUAGACCUAAGGAACAUCUACAUAAUCUAGAGUGUCAUAUAAGCUAGCUAUGACCUGGUAAAGUCUCACCUACACCAAUAAAGGGACAAGUAACAUACUAUGUCAUCACAACCACAAAGGCGUCCCUUCCCCCUCAGAACAGAACAGCCUCAAUGUGUUGGUGCAUGGACUCUACAAGGUGUUGAACGUGUUCCACAGGGGAAUGCUGGCCCAU
Messenger RNA from Salvelinus sp. IW2-2015, 1579 nucleotides. Its product is annotated as tryptophan 2,3-dioxygenase A. Gene Ontology annotation, molecular function: metal ion binding; heme binding; L-tryptophan 2,3-dioxygenase activity. Lineage: Eukaryota; Metazoa; Chordata; Actinopteri; Salmoniformes; Salmonidae. The record is from RefSeq and is a predicted model, not a curated record.